AUGCUAACUUGGAAAUCAGAUUUAAUUGAUAUUUAUAAGUUUGAUAAACCAUUAGGAUUUUUGCGUACUUCAUUAUAUGCUACACCUUCUGGUGGGGUUGCUGGCUUUGGCUAUGGUGUUAGAGCUUACUUAUAUGAAAUUUCUUGGUAUGGAUCAGGUUGGUACUUCUUAGGCUAUAUGAUUAUGUAUGAUUGCGAUGGUAUCUACACAUAUUUUGAUAGGACUUGUGCAGGGGCCUGCUCAGAUUCCAAGUGCCAUCCUACUCAUCAAUGCUUCAGCUCAACAACUGCCUGCACUUCUUGCGAUUCAACUGGAUGCAAAGUUUGUGGAGAAACCAACAAAGAUCCUUCAACUUAUUGCAAUCAAGACUGUCCUGCAAACUGUGAUAGAUGUUCAUCUUCUACACUAUGCACUCAAUGCAAAUCAGGGUCUUUCCUCUACGAUAAAGCUGGAGCGGCAUUAUGCAUUGGUAAUUUUUAUUUAGCUUGCUUAGACUCCUGCACUUCUUGCACAGCAACUCCUGAUUGUUUUUACUGUACUAGCUCAAUUGUUCAAGUUGAUUCUAUUGGGUAUCAGAUAAGUUUCUCUGCUCCAUAUAUUGAACUUGAUUUUGCUCAUCCACUUGUUUCGACUCUGACUAUAAAUAGCAUUGGAGCGACUUUAGAUGAUGGAACAGUGAUAGAUACCUCAAACUGGACUCUAAACUCUUGCGUUGCAAGCGCAGUAAGCUGCACAAUUACAGCUAAUAGCUUGAGUGUUAGUCAGCUACCUUUAAACAUGGUCUUAAAGUUUAACCAAGCUUAA
Messenger RNA from Blepharisma stoltei, 804 nucleotides. Lineage: Eukaryota; Ciliophora; Heterotrichea; Heterotrichida; Blepharismidae. The record is from the annotation of a GenBank genome assembly.